AUGGCCGACGCAACAACACCGAGCGGCUCCGUGGCCGAGCAGUACAGCCUGCUGCCCCGGCUCAUGCCCAACCUCGACCGCCAUCUGCUGUUCCCGCUGCUCAACUUCUCCAGCGACGAGGACGCUGAGCAGACGCCCGAGCAGAAGAAGCUGCUGCUGGCCCUGCUGAGCCCCACCAACAUGACGGAUUUCGUCGGCCAGCUGCACCAGGACGUCCACGGCCUCGACGACCUGCCCGCCGAGUUCGCCCAGAAGCGCGAGCAGGUCCUGAGUAAGCGCGACGAGCUCGAGGCUGCCACUGCCAAGAUCUCCGAGCUGCUCGACGACGAGAACGUCGUCACCAACCUGCGCUCCGACAAGGCCCAGAACCUGCAGUACCUCAAGGACAGCCACGGCAUCACCCUCGACGACGUCAACCGCCUGUACGAGUUUGGCCAGUUCCAGUACAGCUGCGGCGUCUACCCCCACGCCGCCGAGCUGCUGUACCGCUUCCGCGUGCUGACCACCGACAACGACAAAGAGCGCGAGGCCACCUGGGGCAAGCUGGCCUGCGAGAUCCUGUCCGUCAACUGGGACAGCGCCAUCGAGGAAAUCAACAAGAUCAAGGAGCAGAUCGACACGCGCCUCUUCAACAACCCCCUCGCCCAGCUCCAGCACCGCACCUGGCUGCUCCACUGGUCCCUCUUCCCCCUCUUCAACCACGAGCCCGCCCGCGAGCCUCUCACCGAAAUGUUCUUCUCCCCCGCCUACAUCAACACCAUCCAGACAAAUUGCCCCUGGAUCCUGCGCUACCUGGCCGCCGCCGUCAUCACUGCCCGCAACAAGGCCCGCAACUCGAAUCAGUACCAGCGCCAGCUCAAGGACCUCGUCCGCAUCGUGCGCCAGGAGGGCUACGAGUACACCGAUCCCGUCACCGACUUCAUCAAGGCCCUGUACAUUGACUUUGACUUUGAGGAGGCCCAGAAGAAGCUGAGCGAGACCGAGGAGAUUCUGAAAAACGACUUCUUCCUGCUCGGCGCCGCAGACACAUUCGUCGAUGCCGCGAGGCAUCUCAUCUCGGAGAGCUACUGCAAGAUCCACCAGCGGAUCGACAUCAAGGACCUCUCCACCCGCCUCGGCCUCUCGCAAGACGAGGGCGAGAAGUGGAUCGUCAACCUGAUUCGCGACACACGCGUCGACGCCAAGAUCGACUACCAGGCCGGCACAGUCGUAAUGAACCACCCGCCGCAGAGCGUCUACCAGCAGGUCAUCGAGCGCACAAAGGGCGGCUUCUUCCGCACACAGGUCCUGAGCGCCGCUGUCGCAAAGUGA
Messenger RNA from Ascochyta rabiei, 1311 nucleotides. RefSeq names its product eukaryotic translation initiation factor 3 subunit E. The coding region runs from base 1 to 1311 and encodes 436 amino acids. Gene Ontology annotation, cellular component: nucleus; eukaryotic translation initiation factor 3 complex; cytoplasm. Gene Ontology annotation, molecular function: translation initiation factor activity. The record is from RefSeq and is a predicted model, not a curated record. Lineage: Eukaryota; Fungi; Ascomycota; Dothideomycetes; Pleosporales; Didymellaceae. The transcript is spliced from 3 exons. Gene Ontology annotation, biological process: translational initiation.